CAGACUGGAUUGUAAAAUUUCCCAGAUUUGGAGUUAUUCUUAUGAAGGCAUGCCAUCUGCUGGUUCCCUGGUGUAUCUGUCAAUUGGCCUGAAUUCUUUCACCCACUAAAUUAAAAUUCACGUGGAAGCAUUUGCGAGUUUGUGUGCUGGGCAGUUUUUCCACGUCCUUCCACUUCCCACUGCAGGUGCUAUUCUUUCAUUAAACCUGUCGAGGCUUCUUUUUCCUCCAACCUUCUUUUACCUGUUGGCUACUCUUAAAACCCGGAGAAACGGAAUCUCUUGAGCCCUGGAGCGACCAGACCGAUAUAAUUGGGCAUGCUCAGUAGGCUGGUCUGAUUUGGAACACAAAACAUGUCUUGAACGAGGGCUUUUGAUGCUGCCUGUUUCAGGACUAGCUGCAUCUUCGUCCUAGCUUUACAUUGGGAGAUUGCAGCCUCUCCUACCGUCUUGGCUUUGACACUUUUUCAUUUUAUCCGUGUACCCAGUUUUGGAGCCAGCCCUCCAGGAUCUCCUGGCCAAUCAAGAGACCACACAUUGUUGCCUAAGAGACCCCGGAUGCCAGCGAAAAGAUUUAUAGACGGUGAUUGGACUACUGGAAAGGGUGGGGGCUAGACAGAGUCAAAGACACAGCAGCUAUGGCAACAAACUGCGCUAGAGGCUUGAAGAGAAAGACGAACUAAAAGAGGUUUAGUUUUUCUUAUGGAACAAUAUCCAGCUAUUUCAUGAUGGCAUUUGCACCUCCAAAAAACGUAGACGGUCCCAAAAUGCAGACAAAGAUGAGUACUUGGACACCUCUAAACCAUCAGCUUUUGAAUGACCGGGUAUUUGAAGAAAGAAGAGCCCUGCUUGGAAAAUGGUUUGACAAAUGGACAGACUCUCAAAGGAGAAGAAUCCUGACAGGCCUGUUAGAACGCUGCUCCCUGUCACAGCAAAAGUUCUGCUGUCGAAAGCUUCAGGAAAAAAUUCCAGCAGAAGCGCUGGAUUUUACUACCAAGCUUCCUAGGGUGUUAUCUUUAUACAUCUUUUCUUUCCUGGACCCCCGAAGCCUUUGUCGUUGUGCACAGGUGAGCUGGCAUUGGAAGAACUUAACUGAACUGGAUCAGCUCUGGAUGCUCAAAUGUUUACGGUUUAACUGGUACAUCAAUUUCUCUCCGACUCCCUUUGAGCAGGGUAUAUGGAAGAAGCACUAUAUUCAAAUGGUGAAAGAGCUCCACGUUACCAAGCCCAAGACACCUCCAAAAGAUGGGUUUGUGAUCGCAGACGUUCAGCCAGUUACAAGCAGUUCUCUGGAGGCAAAGCUGUCUCCUUCAUUAGCUUUCCGGUCCUCGUCCUCUUUAAGAAAGAAGAACCACCCAGCGGAGAAAGAUCUCCCACCCUGGCGAUCCUCCGACAAGCAUCCAACUGAUAUCAUUCGCUUCAAUUACCUGGACAACUGUGACCCCAACGAGCAAAGCUGGCAAGGAAGAAGAAAAAGACAUGAAGUGACCCUGGAGUUCAGCCAACAGUCACGUGAUAAGAAAAAGAAAUUGCAGGACAGAUCUAAACUAAGAAAAGCACAUUCACUGAUCUCCCUGAGUGCAGAGCUCAGCUCCCCUCUGCAUGUUUCAGCCCAUCCUGCCUGGCCUCCUCCUCCGUCAGUGGGGCUCCCAGCCACCAAAGCAGCAACAAAAACUCUCCUGCAGCAUCUCCAGAGACACUCCGGGCUUCAAGCAUUACCCCAGGCCUUAUAGCCGAAGAUGAUUUAAAGAUGUGAAAGGACUUCUCUAGAAAUGACACGACGCAAUGCAGGUUGGAGAGUUGGAUGUUCCUUGGCUCCUCUGUUAGAAAUAGUCUAGGUACCUCAUUGUGCAAGUGAUACAGUGUUUCAGUAAAAAGUAUUCAUGACACGAAGGUUGACAUAUUUAUAAACUUAGAUAGAAAUGUUGAGGAUACCAUGGGGUUGAUAAAGGGAUGGAUGAGGCAGGGUCCUGGAAGCCAGCACACUCCCAGGGCUGCUUGAGCAGUUUAAAGAUGGGGCUGUUGACCGUGAUGUCUGAGUUUGUCAUGGCUGUCAUAACAAAGUGCCACUGGCUGAGUCCGUUCUGGCCGCUAUAACAAAACACCCCCUGAUGAGUAGCUUAUAAACAGCAGAUAGUUAUUUUCUCACAGUUUUGGAGGCUGGACGUCCAUGAUCAGGGUGUCAGCAGGGUUGGUUUCUUUUGAGGCAUCUCUCCUUGGCUUGCAGACGGCCACCUUCUCCCUGGGUCCUCACACGGUCUUCCUUCUGUGUGCAUCUGUGUCCUCAUCUCUUAUUAUAAGGACACAAGUCAGACUGAAUUAGGGCCCACCCAUAUGACUUCACUGAACCUGAAGUACCUCUUUGAAGACCUUAUUUCCAAAGACAGUCACGUUCUGAGGUCUUGGGGGGUGAGGACUUCAACAUAGGAACUUGGUUGGGGGGAUGCAGCUCAGCCCAUUAACGCUCCCCAUGGGCAGGGCUAAGAGAAUCAAGACGAGCUGGCGAGGCACCUGGAAAUUAGCAACAGCGGAAACCUUUCUCCUUCAGCCUGGAAGCGCGGAAGAGAAAGGUCAUGCUAUUCCUAGAAUCCAGUAAAGUGGAACCCCGGAGUGGGCCACCCAGCUACCAGGCACAGAGUAGUACACAGCACAGUGUGAUCACCGUGGAAAUCAGGGCCUGGCAGGGAGGAAAGAGGAAGAAGUCAGAGAACAGAGAAGCCUGCAGGCUGCAGCUGGUCAAUGUCAGCCUUUGAGGCGGGGAGUGGGGCCGACGGGUGUGGCCGGGAGUGGGCGGGGAGGGCGAGGAUUUGAGGAGGACAAUGAGAAAUAAGCAGCUGGUGGAGGAGCCGCAGUAGACAUUUCCAAAGGAGGAAUUACGAUAGCAAUUCAGGCAAUGUCAAUGGGCUUUAAAGAGUUACUGAAGAACAGAAAAUGCUACUUAGCUGUGAAGAUAUUCAUCGUACAUUCUCAACUCAGCCACCUACUCCUGUCACCAUUUCAAGGUCCCAGAAGUUGCCAUUCUAGGAUACUUAUUUGGGUAAGUAAAGCAGAAUGGUAGAAAGACAAAUAUGUUUGUCAAUCAUGCCAUGUUGAGCACUUAUGUUCUUAUUCUGUAUACUGUAAUGUGUGUAUUUUUGAAUGGUUUGAAAUGGUGGCCUGGCGGGAUGGCCCAGGAUACAGUGGUUUGGAUACCUGAAUGAUCGGUGGAGACAAAACACGACCAACUUACAGUGGAUUCCUGGUUUGCACCUCCCAGGGUGAGGCUAACGUGUGGCACUGAGAGAAGAAGGAAAACACGCCAGGAGUGAGACCUGCUGUUCUUCCCACGCGCGAAGCAGACAGCUGUCAGUUAGCUUCCUCUUCCGGGGGCCUGAGCCCA
This is a messenger RNA of Vicugna pacos (alpaca), 3376 nucleotides long. RefSeq names its product F-box protein 16 (gene FBXO16). Gene Ontology annotation, molecular function: protein binding. NCBI's taxonomy places the organism in Eukaryota, Metazoa, Chordata, Mammalia, Artiodactyla, Camelidae. The record is from RefSeq and is a predicted model, not a curated record.